Messenger RNA from Trichobilharzia szidati, 3096 nucleotides. The record is from the annotation of a GenBank genome assembly. Lineage: Eukaryota; Metazoa; Platyhelminthes; Trematoda; Strigeidida; Schistosomatidae.
AUGAGUCGCAUCAACGGGAAUCAUAGUAAUAAUAAUAAUAAUAAUCGUGCUUUCUCACUACCCCCAGAGAACAUCAAUUCAAAAACACAUUAUAUCCCAGUGAAGGCAACGAAUAUCAAUCCUCAACAGCAUAGUAGGACACCGGGCGGUGGAAAUAAUGAAAGGGAUCAGCGGAAUAUUAGAGCCAGACAGUCAAAUAAUAAUAAUAAUAACAACAAGAACUACUCAUCACUCGACUGGGAUGAGAAACACGAUCGUACAGACAGUGAAACAAUGCUUCAAGAAACCCUGAAUAAUUUCGAUAAUAUAACUCGACAAUUUAUGUGUCAUUCGCCUAGUUUAAGCAGUUUGAAUACCGAUGAAGACAGUGGAUAUGUUCGUACACCGUUUGGAAAUCGUCAGUUAGCAGAUUCAGCGAAUUCUGUUUUCAAUUCUGGGCAUACAGCAUCAGAAGAUUCCGUUGGUGGAAGUUCUAGUAAUAAAGAUGAAUUUAUACUGGUUAUGAUUGAAGACCUGGUUGACUGGUUCACAAAAAUGUAUCCAAAUAUGGCGGCUGGUUUGAAUUCAGAUAAUUUCUUUGAUCGUCUGUCUGAUGGUGUCCUGCUGUGUCAUUAUGCUACGGAGUUACAUAAUCGGUUAGCUGCAGAAUCAGGUAAUACACUUCGAAAUAGUAGACCUAUUAAGUUGGCCAAUUUUCGUGUCGGUGGUGUUCAGGCGAUCCUUCCAGCUGCUAGCCCAGUCUAUCAAACACGUGGAUUGAACUCAUCCAACGCUGCAGUUAGUUUUAUUUCACGUGAUAACGUCUCAAAUUUUAUUCGUUGGUGUCGUCAACUUGGUAUGCGUGAUUCUACACUGUUUGAAAGUGAAGAUUUAGUCUGCCGUAAGAAUCCACGUAAUGUUGUUGUCUGUCUUCUGGAGUUGGCGCGUCUUGGUGGUCGAGUCGGUAUGUCUAUCCCAGAGAUUGUUCAGCUAGAAGUGGAAAUUGAUGAACAACUGGCACGAGAGAAUUUAUCUAAGGAGUCUUUCAAUCGAUUAGCAGAGGAAUAUUCAUUAUCAGAUCGAAAGACCAAUGGGGAUGAGAAAAAUAAAUCAAUAAAUCCUGGCCAACUGGACAGACAUAACCGUGAAAAAAAUAUCGAUUUAACUGCUGAGAAUAAUAAUAAUAACAAUAAUAUAAUAAUAAUACAACAACAGCAGAAUAGACAACUGUCAAAGAGUAGAGUCAAUCAAGCACAAAAUUCAAGUCAAAAACAAACAAAAGAUACACAAGAGGAUAAAAAACAGAGACAGGAAAUUCAACGGCCAGCUGUUGAUUUUCGUUCUUUAGAUGAAUUGGUAAGAGAAUUACUCUCUCAAUGUACUUGUAAACAAACUUUUCCAAUGACACGUAUUGGUGAAGGACGUUAUCUGUUCGGUGAUAAAAGUACACAAAUAUUUGUUCGCAUUUUAAGAAAUCAUGUUAUGGUGAGAGUCGGUGGUGGUUGGGAUACACUGAGUCAUUUCCUUUCAAAAUACGAUGAAUGUCGUAAAGUGAAUCCAGUUACAUCCUCCAAAAUUCCACCAUCUACUCAAAAUGGCAAUUGUCCUCAAGUCGAUACAAAAGACAAGAAUAAUCUGAUCAAAGCAGUCAAAGAUUCAAAAUACAUGGGAAAAUAUCUUUCAAAUGGUGAACUGAAUAAAGAUUUCGUUGAAGGCCGACUCAAUGCUGUAAAGAAGCGAACAUCAGCAGUACAAGAAGAUAACAACAAUAAUACCUCGGAACGUCAAGUAGAAAAACGUCAACUGACGCCUGGAAGGCAUAACAGUGAAUAUCGUAAUGAAUAUAAAAAGUGUACAAUGGAUUAUUCUACACCGAAAAAGGAGACAGGAAUUCUGAGUAAAUCAAAAUUCUUCUCAGAGAUCAAUCUAGCCACGCUGAACGAUGAUGAAAUCAGUUGUUCAUCACAUCUACCUCGAUAUAAAAUCACCGGUGGAUUUACGCAUAAUAAUAAUAAUGUCGACAAUAAUAAGAACUCUACUCCUCCUGAUGAUGAUGAUGAUGAUAAUGGUGAUGUCUACACUAGAGACAACAAUCGGAUGAGAAAUGCAGACAGAGCAAAUAUGAAUGACAUACAAUCGAUAUGGCAUAUGAAUGAAGAUAAAAGUUCGAAUAACCUUCAUUCAUCCAGCGAAAAAUUGUGUACUAGCACACCGCUGAAACAAAAGUUUGGCAUUACAAUUAUAAGACCUUCAGUAAUGCGGGAACAGGAGGAGCGGGAGCAACAGAAGACGAAUUAUGCAAAUAGAUUAUAUUCACCAAAAGACGCUUAUUACAUACACAGUCCACGAAUGUGGACUAAUAAUACUGAUAGCAGUAACGAUUAUUAUCCUGUACAAAGAGGCUUGAGUAAUGCGCUUAUAAGUCAAGAUUUUUCUAAAUCUCUAACCUCAUUAAAUACAAUGAUCCCGAAACAAUCCACAAACCGGCGAAGCUCAAAACCACUUGAACAAGUCUCUGUAUUAACAAUAACGGAUACUAUCGAUGAUGAGUUGCAUAAAAGUCAUCCUCAUCCUUACGGUGGAUUACACCAGUCAUCGGCUACUUCAAGAAAGUAUUCAGCACUGACGAGAAGCACACUGAUUACAGCUGAUUAUCCUAUGAAGGGGAAGAAAUCUGCCCUACAAAACUCAAAAGCAUCUAAUAGUAAUAAUAAUACCACUGCUAGUAAUCAGAGUAAAAGUCAAACAAAACGAGGCAAAUUCAGUAGUGUUUUCAGUCCUAAGACACCACCGCCUAUUCGAGCAUCGAAAACCGGUAAAGCAGUGUCCAGUUCCACAUCAACCAAACACAUUGAUCCUCAAUCUGAUUAUAAACCAGUACAAAUUGUUUACAAUUCAGAGGAGAAUGAAAACUAUGAUAGAUUUGAUAAUGUUGAUGACAUGAUGAUGAAUAGAAGGCAUCAUCUAAUGACUAGUGCUGGUCGAUAUAGUGACAACAGUAACAAAGAUCAUAAUGGUCAGAUCAUUUCUAUGGAGAGCCAAUCAAGACGUGGAUCAUUGAUCCCUGUAUCGACAAGAUCUUAUUCUACUUCAAGGAUUCCAGUGAGACAACACUAA